Molecule: messenger RNA, 630 nt
Organism: Neogale vison (American mink)
Lineage: Eukaryota; Metazoa; Chordata; Mammalia; Carnivora; Mustelidae
Gene: MCRIP2
Product: MAPK regulated corepressor interacting protein 2
Exons: 5
Coding region: 86-556 (156 amino acids)
Source: RefSeq, a predicted model, not a curated record
GGCCCCCGCCGAGUGCGAGCCCGGGCGGAGGGUAGGGCAGGGCGUGCGUCCCGGGGAGCGCGCGGGCGGCCGGGCCCUCCGCACCAUGUACACCAUCACCAAGGGGCCCAGCAAGCUGGUCGCGCAGCGCCGCACAGGUCCCUCGCAGCAGCAGGUGGAGAGCCGGCUCGGCGAGCUCCUGAAAUGCCGGCAGCCCGCGCCGCCGACCCCAGCGCCCCCGCGGGCGCAGCCGCCGGGACCCUGGCCCCUGUCGAGUCCGGGGCCAAGGCUUGUGUUCAAUCGGGUGAAUGGCCGGCGGCCCCCUGCCACAUCUCCAUCCCUUGAGGGAACCCAAGAGACCUAUACGGUGGCCCAUGAGGAAAACGUCCGGUUUGUUUCUGAAGCUUGGCAGCAAGUGGAGCAGCAGCUGGGCAGUGGCCCAGCUGGCGCUAGUGGGCCUAGGCCUGUGCAGUACGUGGAGAAGACCCCCAACCCCCGGCUGCAGAACUUCGUGCCCAUUGACCUGGACGAGUGGUGGGCGCAGCAGUUCCUGGCCAGAAUCACAAACUGCUCCUAGCUGCCUUGGAAGGAGUGUCUGGCCCUGUCCCGUGGUGGACCUCCCCCCCCCCAGGAGAGGACGUCGGAGCCCUG